AUGAGUUACUUUGGAUUCACAGAAAUUACUGAUAAAUCUAAGUGUCUGGAGGCAGACAGAAUGAAUAAUGAGAAGCUUAAGGGAAGAUUUAAGCUAAAGAUCAAGAAGAGUCUUCCCGAGCCAAUGAGAAUAGCUUAGUUUGCCAAUGAAGAUGUAGCUUUUCAUUUACACAAGAGAAGAGAUUUCUUUAGAAGGCUUGAAGGGAGUAAUGAUCCGGAUAUAGGUGCUAAAACAAAUGAAAAACUAAUAGCAAAAAUAAGAAAACGACUAGAGGAUCACAAAUAACAACUCGAGAGACAAAAGUGGGAGAAACAAUUUGGUAAAAACUGGAAAAAUCAAGUCUCUUAGAAUUAGAGCUAGUAACAGGGCCAGAAUAGUCCCCCGUUACUUAAAAGUAGUUCAAGCAAUAAUAAAUUACACAAUCAAAGUGUAUCAAGCUAUGCUAAUGAGAGUUCUAAUAAGAGAGUAAUUCUUCCAACUAUAAAUGGAUCAUUUGAUUUGAGUCGAAAUAAUCUAUCGGUUUCUUCGAUGUCAAUGUCAAGUAUGUCAAAGAAGAAGGAUUUGCAUGUCUCAUUCGAUGAAAAUAUGGCCAUUCUCAAUCAAAGAUCUUCAAUAUAACUUAAGCCAACAGAAAUACUAUUGAAUGAGCCUGAAAUCAUUGAAUCUAAGAGUAUUAAUUCUACUAAUAGCAAAUAAAAAACUAUUUUCGACAAAAAUAUUAAAAAUCAUCAAAGAAGAAAUUAAUCUUAGAUUUCAUCCAACCCGUUUAUGGUUACAAUGUUCAAUAAUAAAAAAUUAUCUUAGAGUUCUUCUAUAGAACAUCAAACAGACUUGCACAAUCAGAGUACCUCCUCUAUAUAACAGUUAAAUGACGAUUAGAUAUACAUCUAGGAUAACCCUUACUAGGAAUAGCGUAGAUAAAACCCUAAGUUAUUAAUUAAUUAGCCUUCUUCAGAACAUUAAAAUGUCAACUCAAGCGCAUAAACAAAAUUCAUUAGCAAUAUAAAGAAAAUGCUGACUAGGUAAUUCACAUCAUCAGUUGAAAGACUGCAAGAAAGUGAGCAGGAAGUGCAAAGAAGAAUUAUUAGGAGAAAACUAUUGAAAAUUUAAAAGGCUUGUGUGGAGCAAAAUAGUGACACAGAGCAGAAUCUAGAGAAAAUUAAUAAGAGUCUAGAUAGGGAAACAAAACUUAAAGACAAUGUAUCGUUUACAGUCAAAACUCUACAAGAGUUAGAUCAUGUAGAGCCUUAAGGUUUAGAUAUAUUGUUCGAAUAUAAAGUUAACGAUAUAAACUAUUAGAAGAAUGAAGCAAAUUAGAUAGCAAGAGAGUACCGAUUAAGAAAUCUUGAUCCUGCUAGAAACAUAAUCGAAAAAUUGGAAUUAGAGAAUGGAUCGAGAAAGAGGAGAUUCAAAUCUAUGAAAAAAAUAUGA
Messenger RNA from Stylonychia lemnae, 1431 nucleotides. Lineage: Eukaryota; Ciliophora; Spirotrichea; Sporadotrichida; Oxytrichidae. The record is from the annotation of a GenBank genome assembly.